AUCCCGUCUGCUGCUCCGAACCUGCAAAUCCUCCCACAACCUUUUAGCUCUACACAAUUCUGUCGCCGUCUCGAUCAACUUGGGCCUGCUUUGCGUCCUUGUAUUCCCCCAAACACACUCCUCCAAAAAUUUUUCGAAACGAACGCGUUCGCCGCACCACUGACCGUCGACCUUUCCCUCGAUUUGUCUUUCAUCUGAUCUGCUGGACUCGGCCUUGUCUUUCCCGUCUCAACGAGCUAUCCUUUCUUCCAUAAUGCCUACGCCACUUCCCUCUAGUUUUGCCUCAGCCGCCGCGGGCAACAUCCACGACUCUCCCAACCGCAGAGGAGAUGGAGCUCCCGGUGGAGAAUGGUCUCGCACUCGCAUGAACGGAGCAACACAGACCUUCCGCCGCCCCUCAGUCGCGACGAACCCGUCGCAUAACCGGGAUACGAGUCAACCGACCUCGACCACCACUCCCACCGUCGGCACCUACACCCCCCCGCAUAUGUCCUCGAACUACCAGUCCAGCGCACUCCGGAACGGUGCCACCACGGAAACCCGUUAUUCCAAGGACUUGCUGCUAAAUCUCUAUAAGAACCAACGGGACACCGGCUCGCUGGGGAAGAAUGUCGCAGAAUACUUCGUUGCCGACUGGAAUCCCCACUCCUCCGAGACCUCCCCCGUCAAUGGGGCAUGGGGCAAGCGCGAAGAUUCCAAGGACAAUCCGUCCGGUCCGGAGGUCUGCUGGGAUCAUGGGGGCCAUGUAGAGCCGCUGGGUCUUGUGGAACCGACGGACGAUGAGAAAGAGUUGUUUACUUCUUCCGUCAACUCUCCGCUCAAGCCGCCACCCACGAACGCCUCGAAAGAGAACACCGCUACCGGCGCGGGCGGUCGCAAGCUGUCCAUUUCUCAGGGUCAUAUGAACAACUACAACACCUCCUCCCCCAGCGCUGGACGUCCAGGUCCUCGGCGUCGGGAGACGGCCGAUUCGCCCGCGAAUCCAAUGUCUCCUACCACCAGUGGCUCUCGCUUCUUCCGUGACGAACCGACCACGUCCACCCCGCCACCCUCUCUGCUGCGCCGCAAGACCGACUUCCGCGACACUUCCUCUUCCACUGCUCGGUGGGAGGAAAAGGAAAAGGAGAAUCUGGGUAAGGAGCCUGGUGCAGAUGUCGCUUCUCCGUUUGGCUCGCUGAAGCGGAGCUCCACCAAUCCGUUGAACGUGGCGCCAGGUGGGCCAAGCUCGCCUUGGGCGGCCGCCUCGCAAAAUGCCAAUAAUUCCCCGAUGGGUACGUUCGGAGCCUUUUCUCUGGGAACGGGAACGAGCACCACCCCCACGACGGAGAAGAAGGCUGGGUUCGGCAGUCUCCGUGGAGAAAGUCGCCUAAAGGGACUCUUCUCCAAGGAUAGCUCCGAGGACAUGGCGGCCGCGGCUCUCAAGGAGAAAUCGUCUCUUAGCAGCCUGGAGCGCUUUGCUGAUGUGGAGGGUGAUAAGCGCGCGCAGUCCCCCUGGGGCGAGCCUGUCAAGACCCGCACUGGUCGCAGUGAGACGAACCCAUUCCAGGAGGAGCUUCGCAGUGGCAGCGCGGCGCUUGGGGGCUCUCAGGAAAUCAAUCCCCAGCCCCAGCCCCCCUCCGACCAUCUGGGCUUUGCGGCGUUUGGCAUGACCUCGAGCAUCCCCGGAUUCCGGGAACUAAUGCAGAGCCACGAAAAUUCCCGGAACCCUACCCCGAGUCUUCUGCAAGGACACGAGCCUACCAGCCCGACCAAUACGAACCCCUACCAGAGUCCCCACGGCGACCGACACGAGGUGGAUGAUGUCGAAACCGACGGAUCCGAUAUUCAAAACACCACCCACCCCGGUAUCACUGGCCUGCGGGAUACCUCCUCCGCUUUCGGCUCCAUCCGACGUGUCGGCUCGGGCAUGGACUUGCCGUCCAUUGACCGCAGCCAAACCUCGAGUGCAGCUGGAAACCGCAGCUUUUCAAGCUUGGGCGGCCUAGGUGGCCUUCCCCCCAUUGGCGGCGCUGCUGGAUGGCCUACGAGCGCUGCCGUUGGCACCCCCACGCGCGAACGCUCGGCGUUUGCGGGCGGCUUCGGUGACCCGAUCUUCGGGACCAUGGGCGACCUGCAGUCUCCAAGCUUGUCGACGCUGGGAGGAAGCGGCCUGUUCAGCCCCCAUGCUGGGAUCACUGGAACGGGCAGCCUUGGUCGCUCGAGCAAACUAGGCUCGCUCUUCCCCCCUGCUAUGCAAGAGCAGAUGCAGGGUGACCAGAUCCGGCCCGAUCUCGGGGCUUUGGACGAGGUUGCCCGGCAAUCUGGGGAGAUCUUCGACGGACUUUUGGCGGAUCAGGGCCCACUGACGCACGGAGCAGAACUACAGCCUAUCGAUAAGACUGUGCAGGGCGGCCAGCCAGUCACCACUUCGACCUCUCAGACUCCUGUGUCUGCCGUCGGCUCUGGUCCUGGCUCCAUGGUUCCCGAUGCGCCGCAACCCAGCCAGACCCCCGGAAAUUCUGGGUCUGUUCCCCCAGCCCAGCAACGGACCAUGGUGAUGCCUGACCGCAUGCGCUGGAUCUACCGUGACCCGCAGGGUAACAUCCAAGGCCCAUGGACAGGACUGGAGAUGCAUGACUGGUUCAAGGCCGGAUUCUUCAGCCCCGAUCUGCAGAUCAAGAAGCUCGAGGACCCCGAAUUCGAGCCGUUAGCCCAGCUGGUUCGUCGCAUCGGCAACUCUCGCGAACCGUUCUUGGUGCCUCAAAUCGGCAUUCCUCACGGCCCUGACCCUGCCCCCGGACCCUGGACUGGCAACACGAGUGGCACGGCUCAGCCUCCCUUCCCUGGCAGCUUCCCCAGCUUUGGCACCACCCUGACCGCCGAGCAGCAGAACGCUUUGGAACGUCGCAAGCAGGAGGAGCAGUACCUGAUGGCCCGUCAGAAAGAACACCUGGCUCAGCAGCAGGCUCUGAUGAAGCAGAUGCAAUUCCAGGGCGUUCCCCACUCCAUCCACCCGCAUCAGCUUCAGCACCAUUCCAGUGCUCAUAGCCUCCACAGCCAGCCUAGCUUUGGUAGCAUCGCUUCUCCGGUUGGCUUCCAGCCCUCCCCGAUCCAGGCGCCGAUGCAGCAGCAGCAGCAGCAGCAGCAGCAGUCCCAGCAGUCCCAGCAGCAACCUCCGUCCGUUGCCGGCUUCUUUGACGCGGCUGCCGCCAUGCGAGGCAACCCUCUGCCCCCCGUGGGUCCUCAGAUGCUAGGCACGGAUCUGGGUCAGGAUCAACUUCCUACUCUUCUGGACCGCUUGAACAUCAAUCGGCCGGAUCCGUUUGCCUUUGGUACCCCCGGCUCUUUCGCUGCUCGCCAACCGGACAGCCUGUUCCACCAGCAGCAGGUAGCUUCGAUGCUCCAAGAUCGGGCCCGUCUGCAGCAGGAGCAGGAGCAGUUCGAUAGUACCCAGGGUGAUACUCUCUUCGACCAACAGGCACGAGAGGAGCGCCUUCGUCAGUUCCAUGCCUUGAGGGUACAGGAAGCCGAACUCGGUAUGCAGACUGUCGAGGGUCUUCCCACGCACCCGGCCGAGUCCGUCCAAUCUCAGAUUCCCGAGGAGACUACAGAGUUCGAUACCGUUGAAGCCGCCCCCCAGGAGCCCCCUCUCACUCUGUCGCAGCAAGUCCAGAAGGCUGCUACCGCUCAACGCCAGCAGCUGGAGCAGCAGGAGCAGCAGGAACAGCAGCAACGCGAGCAGCAGCAACUGGAGCAGCCGCAGGCGGGCUCCGUCACUGAGGCCGCUUGGAUGAGCACGGGCGAUAGCGCCAUGCCCCAGCCCUUCCCUCCCCCGCCUUCUGCCUCGCCUCUGCCGGCUCCUGCAGCUCAGCGCAACCGCCAGAACGUGGCCGAAUCUCUGGCUGCCAACUCUCGCUCUCAGACGCAGACCCCGGUCGAGGCGCCCACCACCUCCAUUGCGCCGUGGGCCAAGGAAGCCAACGAGGUCCCCAAGGGUCCUUCUCUGAAGGAGAUCCAGGAGGCUGAAGCUCGAAACGCCGCUCAGAAGGAGGAGAUCGCCGCCGCCGCCCGUCGUGCUCAGAUGCUUGCGGAGCAGGAGCGCCUCAGCCAGGCGGCUCAGGUGCAAGCGCCUGGCCUGCCGUCGACUGCCAACUGGGCGAGCGCCGGAUCUCCGUCCACCCCGACUUCCUCGGGUUCCGUCUGGAGCAACAAGGGCCCCACCGCUCCAUUGGCUGCUGCCAAGAAGACUUUGGCUCAGAUCCAGAAGGAAGAAGAGGCUCGUAAGCAGCGUCUUGCCACUGCGGCCGCUGCGGCGCAGAGUGCUGCUGCCAGCCCCCCUACUGCUCCUGCGUCUACUGGUAAGCGUUACGCCGAUCUGGCCAGCAAGGCUCCCGCGCCGUCUCCUGUGAACACGGCUGCCUCGGGCGCAUGGACCACUGUCGGUGCCGGCGGCAAGGCCAAGGCUCCUCCUGCUGCUCCCUCGGGACCGCGCGCGACCACCGGCGUUGUGCCUGUGGCCGUCUCGCCGGUGAAGCCGAAGCCCGCCACGGUUGCCACUCCUCGCACUGUCUCGGUGGGCCCUACCCCGGCCACCAACCCUAACCGAGCGGUUGAAGAGUUCACCAAGUGGGCCAAGUUGGCGCUGGGCAAGGGCUUGAACAGCAACAUCAAUGUGGACGACUUUGUUCAGCAGCUGCUGUUCCUGCCGGCGGAGGCGGAGAUCAUCUCGGAUUCGGUGUAUGCCAACUCGCAGACUCUGGAUGGCCGGCGGUUCGCGGAGGAAUUUAUCCGGCGGCGCAAGCUGGCGGACAAGGGGAUCGUGGACCCGGUGGCGGCGAGUGCGUUUGCGGAGCAGAAGAACGCGGGCGGGUGGAGCGAGGUGGCCAAGAAGGGGUCGUCGAAUGCGCACCGGGAGGAGGAUGCCAGCAAUGCGGCGUUCAAGGUGGUUGCUCCGCGGAAGAAGGGCAAGCGGUAGGUUCGUAUGGAUGGUGUAUCUUAUCAGGAUCUAUCCCGCAUAGAUAGAUAGUAUGUAGAUCGAUCGGAAACCUAUCAACUGCGAGUGUCUACGCCGUAUUUAUCUAUCAUGUGACCGGAUCGGAUCCGCCCACGCCCUUCG
This is a messenger RNA of Aspergillus uvarum CBS 121591, 5095 nucleotides long. RefSeq names its product GYF domain-containing protein. The record is from RefSeq and is a predicted model, not a curated record. The transcript is spliced from 5 exons. The coding region runs from base 254 to 4954 and encodes 1566 amino acids. Gene Ontology annotation, molecular function: protein binding. NCBI's taxonomy places the organism in Eukaryota, Fungi, Ascomycota, Eurotiomycetes, Eurotiales, Aspergillaceae.